AUGGAGGAGUUUUGCAAUGUAUUGCUGCAAAGUGAUUUAAUUGAUCUUGGUUUCUAUGGGAAUAAAUUUACAUGGAGGAAUAGUCGGUCUGGAGAAGCAUUUGUUGAAGAAAGGUUGGACAGAGCAUGUGCUACAAUUGAGUGGAGGGCUUUGUUUCCAAGCAGCAAGGUUGUUCAUCUUCAAGCAUCUUAUUCGGAUAAUGUUCCAAUAAUGCUCACAACUAAUGUUGAUACACAAAUAGCUUGUAGGAAAAAAAUCCCUAGGAGAUUUGAGGAAAAAUGGGUAACACAUCCAGAAUGUGAGGGUAUUAUUCAUGAAGCUUGGAAUGGUGAAAUUUCCAUGGGUAGCCCGAUAUAUAGAUUAUUUGAAAAAAUCAAGAAGAGCCAUAUAGCUUUGGUGGGAUGGAGUAGACAACUAGGUUACUCGAAGACAAAAUUAGAAGAGAAGGAGUCAAAACAAGAGACUCUUAUAGCAAUGAAUUAUGUAGAUAAUCUUGAUGUGAUCCAAAGAGUGAAAGAUGAAAUAAAUGCUUUACUUCUUUAG
Messenger RNA from Quercus robur (English oak), 543 nucleotides. RefSeq lists its product as uncharacterized. The record is from RefSeq and is a predicted model, not a curated record. The transcript has a single exon. NCBI's taxonomy places the organism in Eukaryota, Viridiplantae, Streptophyta, Magnoliopsida, Fagales, Fagaceae. Bases 1 to 543 code for a protein of 180 amino acids.